This is a messenger RNA of Daphnia pulicaria, 1584 nucleotides long. Its product is annotated as U8-agatoxin-Ao1a-like. Gene Ontology annotation, molecular function: ion channel inhibitor activity. Bases 382 to 723 code for a protein of 113 amino acids. The record is from RefSeq and is a predicted model, not a curated record. Gene Ontology annotation, cellular component: extracellular region. Lineage: Eukaryota; Metazoa; Arthropoda; Branchiopoda; Diplostraca; Daphniidae. The transcript is spliced from 4 exons.
UGGGAACGAUAUUGCUUUUGCCCCCUCGUCCUGGGUUUUUGCGCGGGUUGAAGGCCGAUAAAUACACCAGGCCAGCCGCACCCGCUCUUCACAUCAUUGCACGACUCGUCGAUAAGGUCUUCGUCGUCGCCAGCUCCCUCCGUCGCUUUAUUAUUCCGCAGCAAAUCAUUUCGGGUUGUUUUUUCCUUCCAAUUCCAGUUGGUCUCUCUAGUAGACAAAUCAACUCAUCGUCGACAUAUCAAACGUAGUCUUGUUUGUCACUGAAUUUUAUUUUUUUGAUCGUCGUUUCAAUUUCGUUCAAUUUCGUGACCAGUUUGAUCGAGGGAUUGCCGUCAUCAGUCUUCCACAUUACUUCAGAAAUACCACGGACGUCGUUCAAACAUGGUUUCCAAAGUGGUGGUGGUCCUCUUCGCGGUCCUCGUCUUGAGCCAGGCCGUCCUCAGUCUCGAUCCGCAUUACUUUGACGAAGUUGCAGAAGAUCAGAUGACUAACGAACAACAAUCUGCUGGAUUGAACUACUUUACCGACAACGCUGAGCCUCUGAUGGAAAAUGCCCAAAAACGUUCGCCUUUGAUUUAUGUUUCCAGACGAUCUUGCAUCCGACGCGGUGGCAGCUGCGACCACAGGAGGAACGAUUGCUGCUUCAGCAGCUCCUGUCGCUGCAACCUGUGGGGAUCCAAUUGCCGUUGUCAUCGGGCCGGACUCUUCCAGAAAUGGGGCUAAAAAUCAAAUGGUGGAACAUCAUCAACCUCUUUGAACGUGAACCAACAAAUCCCAUCCCAUCCCCUCUCUCCAACCCAAACGCCACCACCAAAUAUAUACUACACACGGGGAACGGACAACAAACAACACUGACAACAAAAUCCACAAGCACCGUACGCACCAAUUUCCAAUCCGCAGCAUCUCUGUCGUCCAUAAUCCAAUCUGAUUCUCAUCAACUGCAAUUUACUGAACCCAAAUGGAUCAAUUUGAGUUUGAACUUUUUUUUUCCCGUUUUCACAUCACGGCACGCAAACGACAUCAGUUUUCAGUUCGCUGGAAUUCGUUACUUCUUCUUCUAUUUGAGUUUUUGUUUAAAUUCUUGAGGAAAACGCAAAUUAUCUUGAAUUUUCGUCUAGACCCUCCACCAACCGCACCCCUUGCAGAAGGAACUUAAUUACAUCAAUGCGAAAGCCCCAACAACCGGAAAAAAAAUGAACGAGCGAGACAAAUCUACAGGACAUAGUCAAAAAGAGAAAAAAAUCUUAACCAGAACACUUUGAAAAAUAAGAAACAAAUGAUGAAAUAUGAAUUUUUAAAAUAUUCUUUGGUAUAAAAUAAAAACACAUGUUUGAAUAAUAUAUAACCGACAUACUACUACGUACUACAGGUUGUCUUUAUUUGAUUGAUUUAUUUUGUUACAUUGUUUUUUUUAUUUUAUUUUAGAACUAAUUUCUACAUAAAUAUUCUUCCUAUAUUAUGUAUCACAUGAUUGGCGUCUAUUCCGGACAUUAUGUAAUCUCCUUAAUUCUUACCAAAAAAGUCUAAAAGCCAAAGUCCCCCAACAUUAUCUCUAUCCCAUAUAAUAAAACUGUGUAAUCCACA